AUGACAUCCAAAGGACAAGAUGAGUUUCCUUGCCUGCUUACCCUUGAUGUCCCCUUUCCGGACGCACGGCUCGCCUCCGUCGCACACCAAGCGCUCCGAGUUGAUAAAGAGCUCUCCUCCUUAGUGAAGCGCGACUUGAAAACCGUCGAUGCCGGCGACUCCGGGAGCCCGACCGUCCUCCGCAUCGAAUACCAAGCUACUACCAACCGUAUGCUCCGCGUUGCUGUUAACUCAUUUCUCGAAAGCCUCGCUCUCGUGUUAGAGGUCCAAGAAGAACUGGACGUGGACGCGGUGGAUGCACUACAGUCGCAAAGCAGUCUUGGGUGA
Dichotomopilus funicola is the source of this 327-nucleotide messenger RNA. RefSeq names its product transcription factor Pcc1-domain-containing protein. Gene Ontology annotation, cellular component: EKC/KEOPS complex. Bases 1 to 327 code for a protein of 108 amino acids. The transcript has 2 exons. The record is from RefSeq and is a predicted model, not a curated record. Lineage: Eukaryota; Fungi; Ascomycota; Sordariomycetes; Sordariales; Chaetomiaceae.